AUGCUUGAUAUGUGCAUCACCACGACAUAUCACAGCAGAAUGCAAGAACCGCCCAUGUUUCAAAUGUCACGUCACAAACAGCACCACACUUCGUGCUGCUUUCAAGGAGAGGAGAAAGGUGCUACGGCAUCAUCAUUCAAAGAGAGAGCAUCCGAUUACAAGGAGAACAGCAAGUUCAAAGGAAGCUCAAGCAGAAGCAAAGAAACUAAUACAGGUAAUUCGAGGAUGAAAGUGAACUACCUCAGCAUUCACUCGAACUCGGUACCUGCAGAAGGGCAGACAGUCCUGGAAGUUCUACCGGCUAAAUACCAGCUAAAAAGACAGCCCACAUAUUUACCCACGGGCGAAAUCACAGCAUUAGACCCGACCACGAAGAGUUUGAGGAAAAUCUCAGUCCUUCUAGAUACAGGAGCAGAAAUCUCCUUCAUAGAUACGGCAUUGGCUGCGGAACUGCACCUACCUUCAAUCAAGGAGACACGACUUCGCCUUCACACCUUUGGUUCGGACCAGGUGCAUGAGACAACAUCACGUGAAGUCUCGCUACAAGCAUGGGACGUAGAAGGACGCCCGUUCACACUCUUCCUGCACACUCACGAGAUUUUGACCAAGCCAUUUGAGACUGCUCCUAUCUGUGCAGAUGACGUAGAGUACAUCCUUCAGCACAAGCUGACGGUUAACUUCAAGGAGGGAGGUUCCACUGUUAAACCUUCUAUACUCAUUGGCUGUGAUCAAUUGUGGACCUUAAUCACGUGUGAUGAGCCACACAUACAACUUCCAUCUGGAUUACAUCUGCUUCCAACCCGUCUGGGUUACAUAAUGACGGGUCAAGCAACCAGGUCACUACAAGAAGAGAAUCCGGAAAAGGAAAAAGACAAGUGGGAUGGUUAUUGGACAUUGGAGGGACAAGUUAAUGUAACAACCCUUCCUGACCCACAGUCGGAAACCGAUGAAAAUGAAAAGUGGGACCGGUACUGGUCUCUAGAGUCUGCAGGAACGGAAGAGUUUUCCAGCGCGGAAAAAGAGGAACAAGCUGCAGCAGACCGACAAGUGUGGAAGAAAUUCAACGAGACGAUAGAGAAGCGAGGUGAUGGAUACUACGUGAGGUUACCGUGGAAAAACGUGAAUACCAAAUUACCAGACAACAAAGCGAUAGCCCAAAAUCGACUUCUUUCUGUCUGGAAUUCAUUGAAAAAAGAUGAAAACUUGAUGGCACAAUAUAACGGGGUAUUUGAAGAACAGCUUGAGAAGCAUAUCUUAGAAGAAGUGAGCAUCACCAACUCUCCAAAGGAGUGCGGAGUUCACUACAUUCCCCAUCAAGCAGUACUCACUCCACACAAAACAACCACCAAACUUCGCAUCGUCUUUGAUGCAUCCGCACACUACAGAGGAUGCCCCUCAUUGAACGAUGUUUUACAUCGUGGGCCUGUCAUACUUCCACAGCUGUACGGUGUACUACUCAGGUUUCGAAUCGGAGAGAUAGCGAUCAUUUCGGAUGUGGAAAAAGCAUUCCUUUAA
Molecule: messenger RNA, 1515 nt
Organism: Haemonchus placei
Lineage: Eukaryota; Metazoa; Nematoda; Chromadorea; Rhabditida; Trichostrongylidae
Source: the annotation of a GenBank genome assembly